AUGAGGGUACGCAAUGAUGUCCUGGCAGGCCAAGCCUCCCGGCAUCUUGCAGAGCUCCAUUCUUUGUGCUUUGUUGGUGUCUGCGACCUCGCAAUUCUCAGAGUUUGAUUACCUCAGAAAUGCAGGUCCGUUUUGUCCCAGUGCCCUUGAGCUGUGGUUCCUGAGAGUUCCAUAUGGUGCAGGUGUCCCAAAAUGUGGAGAAGGAGUUCUGGAUGGGCCUCCGCUCCCAGACAGGCCCACGCCUCCUCCUCCAACUUCGACGACGACUUUUACCGUCGUCACCACAAUUCCUGGCUUUCAAGAGGAGAAACAGGCCACGUGUUGCACGACGCUGCCCCCACAAAGCACCGCCGUUCCGAAGUACACGACGGCUCCGCCCUACGAAUACGUGUGGGACACGACCACGGCAACCUCCACCCAAACAAGUCUAACAGCGACGGUGACCUCAAGCACAACGGACACAACAUUGACCAGCCUCACAACCACAUCUAGCAGCAGUGUGAGCAUGCCGUGGUGGUGGAAUCCGGACUACUACUCCAGCACCACCAGCGCGACGGCCACCUCCACCAGCGCCAGCGCCACCAGCAGCACCAGUUCCACAGGGACGACCAGCACCUCCAGCAGCAUCACCAAGACCAGCACCACGGCGCCGUGGCCCAGGACGUCCUCAACCACCAGCACUUUCACAACUUCCGUGACCAACACGACAGUGGCCACCAGCACGACCACUACUUCGUCCUCGGCGACCAGUACCACGAGUGCCACGCGCACGACCUCCACCAGUAGUUCGAUCUCUCGUAGCAGCACCACGACGCUCUCCACGACCUCAACGACUGCAAGUAGCACCACAACAGUUCUGCCGGAUCCUCCGAUCCCUUGCCUGGCGCAGUGCCCCAGAGUGACUCCCACGGCAUGCCGGGGUGCUUUGAUGUCCGAUGCGAUGUGUGAGACGACAAUGCUGAAUUCGCCGUGCUUCGAGCCCAGCGAACUUCUCUUCACCUGCCCUGGAACCAACACGGAUCCAAAUCGGCGCCAAGACUUGUCUGCAGGACACUACGGUGUGAAGUGCUGGAUUUGCAGCUUCAGCAGCACCAUGCUUGAGAAUGACAUGGUGCCAGAUGUGGACCUGCGAACUGGGUACCUCAUGGUGGAUCUGAAGUUUGGUCCAAAUAUGUUGGGCAACAGUCUUGACGAGAAGCACAUCGAUGGGUACGCCAUUUUCAUAACCAAUGUGGAGGGAGACCGAUUCAACUUCAGCAGCCCUGUCAUGACGAUCCCGAAAAAGUUCGGAGAUGAGUUGGGAGGUGCCUGCUGCGAGGAGAGUGCCUAUUCAGCUCGAGUCACGACGGCAUUUCCACCAGGGGAGAGCCAGGUGCGCUUUGAGAUCGUUCCAAUCUUGACAGGUCUUGGCCCUUUGGCUGUCGGACGCAUCUCAGCGCCGGUGGCUGAUGCAAGUCCCUUCAAGCAGGUCACAUCUUCUGCAUGGCACGCAUCCUAUCCAAUGGCCUUCAUCCUAUUCAACAUCUAUGCCAAUAUAUAUCAAUUUCCAAGAAAUUGAUAAAAU
This is a messenger RNA of Cladocopium goreaui, 1564 nucleotides long. The record is from the annotation of a GenBank genome assembly. Lineage: Eukaryota; Dinophyceae; Suessiales; Symbiodiniaceae.